UUCGCGUGAGCUUCUUUUCUGCUCAAACUGAUUAUACUGUGUUUAAACGUCUCACUUUGUGUUCUGGUGUAAUCUAAACCACAUUAAACUGUUUUGGACUCACAGCUAUUCAUGCUUUCCUAACCCAGUCGGACAUCCUGGGAUCGAAUUGUAUUAAUAUAAUAAUUAAAGAAUAUAUAAUAAUUGUAUUUAUUAUGAUACUAAUAACAACAUAUAUUUACUUGAUAAAUAACGUGUACUUAUAAUCAAAAGCGAAUUCAAUUUGACAGCUUUUGCCCAUACUCAGUAAUCUUUUAGAAUUAUUGUAUACGUUGCAUACAAAAAUCACGUUUCCGUUUUGAAAGGGGCGGAGCCUAAGAUUUACGUAGCUCCAAGGCAGCCUACUAUCGUUCUACAUUGUCGAGCUAAGUAGUACGUCACCUAAAGGUUUGCAUACUAGUUAGUACUUUAGUAUGGGAGUAGAUGCCCACUCCCAGUCGCGCGAUGAUGACUAACCACAUCGCGGUAACAUCGGACGAUUUGUACAGCAACAGUCGAGUCAUUAUUGGUCUGUAAGCGUGUGAUGACUGUGUCUAUGUUUAGUUAUGUACCGGUCUCUUUUUAGUCAGAUGUAAACUAACAAGCUUUUAUUUUACUUUGGCUGGUGUGUUGGGCCCUCGAAGUAAAUAAGUCGCUUUAGUGUAAAAAAAAAAAAAAGAGGCUUACGGCAUUACAAGACUACAAUCGGAAGAAAGAUGUUCGAUUCAGAAGGCUACUUCUUCAUCCUCCUGGAUGUCACUUGUGUUGUCCUCGCUGGACUUCCAUUUGCAAUAUUAAAUAUUCAACACAACCCAUUCAAAAGAGGAUUUUUUUGCAGUGAUGAUACCAUCAAGUAUCCAUACAAAGAAGAUACUAUAUCUUAUCAACUGCUAAUGGGAAUAAUGAUCCCAUUCACGUUAAUUGUAAUCAUUGGUGGAGAGUCUAUUUCCAUAUAUCUCAGAUCAAGAUCUUCAUUAAUUAAUGAUUAUGUGGCCUGCAUCUACAAAGCUGUUGGGUCGUUUAUCUUUGGAGCAGCAAUAAAUCAGUCCCUGACUGACAUUGCAAAGUACACCAUCGGUCGUCUGAGGCCACAUUUCCUAACCAUAUGCAAGCCAAACUUGAGCGUCCUGGAUUGUAAUUCCGGUUACAUUCAGAACUUCUCGUGCACAGGAGACAAGGCAUUGGUCAGUGAAGGCAGGCUUUCAUUUUUUUCUGGACACUCUUCCUUUUCGAUGUAUUGUAUGCUGUUCAUUGCACUGUAUCUGCAGUCAAGAAUGAAGGCACAAUGGGCUCGGCUAGUGAGGCCAACUAUCCAGUUCUUCCUAAUUUCGGCAUCUGUGUAUGUGGGUCUGUCUCGAGUCUCAGACUACAAGCAUCACUGGAGUGAUGUUCUCACUGGAUUCAUACAGGGAGCCAUUAUGGCAGUAUUUACAGUGAUGUGCGUGUCCGAUUUUUUUAAAGCCCAUCUUAAGAGAGACAAAGAUGAUAUCUCCCACACGACCUUACAGGAGACCACAAAUGAUAUGAACCACUACGGGAGUACCGAGUGAGAAGGAGACUAAAUUUUCAUAUCACUUUCAUUAGAGAAAGACAUUUGACGGACAAAAUGCUGUUUCAGAAGCCUCAAUUAUGUCAAAGUUUUGCUGGUUGUAAGUUUUAAACUGUUAAGCAAAUACUCUUACAAUGGUCAUAAAAUCCUAAGAACAUUCAUAAACUGCUGUUCUAUUUCCAUACAUUCCAGAUCGUCAUGGUACUUUUCUUAGUAACUAAAUGAGGCUGUAUAUCCAAUAUCCAUUAUCGCCAAUACUGUUCAUAUCAUUUUUUUUAUUGAUCAUGAAAAGUUCUUGAAUUGUUUAAAGUUUUUGUGGUUCUGAUAUUGUGAAACGACUUGAAAUGAAUCUAUUCAACUCUAUUUAAAUGGGAAUCAUUUAAAAUGCUGAAUCUGUUCUAAAUUUCGAAGACAAUAAUCAUUUAACAUUCUCAUAUACUGCUCCUUAUGUAAGGUAAGAAUUGGAAAUGUGUCAGUACCACCUUUUUAUCGGACCAAGUAUGCCAUGCGCUGAGCUUAAGUUCCCAUUGAACUAUUAUGCCUGAUCCAGAUACUGACAGCAGGUAGCACCUGGUGUUUUUUAAUCUGCCAUUAGGGUUUGAGAAAGCCAAGUUGUCUCCUCAGAUCGAGUAAUUUAUAAUAUUCGAUGGCUGUCUCCCAUUAUGUAGAGUGUAGUAGAUAACCGAGUUUGACUUUUUAUUUUUCUGGUGCAAUACCACAACAAAGGAGAUUGCCUGUAUUUUGUUGGAUUUAUGAGAUGCUGUUUAACUUGACUACCUGCUGGGGCCACAUUGCAUCAGAGGAAGGAUAUUGAAUUCUGAAAACAAACAGAUUUCUUAUAACCUACAAACUUAAAGCUUUGCUAUUGGCACUAUGUUUCACUUAAGGCAAGGCUUUUCCUCUGGAUACAAACAGUUGGAGCACUGAUCACGUCCAUGAUACAACUGAAUCUGGUUAUGGCAGAAAAAAACAGCUCACCAUUCUGCCCAGAAAUGCCAGAGUUUAAGACGUUUAGCCAUUUAUAAGCUAUGAAAUUUUGUUUUAGAUCACAUGUCUGUUUUUAACAGCAUGGUAAAAAAUGCAAAGAAUAAGGUGCUGUAAUAAGCAGUAGAAUUUAAUGCAUGGAGGAUAAACAUUUAUUUAGAAAAAGAAAAUUAAGAAUGAGACAAAACUGUGGGACCAUUUAAAUGAGGAAAUGUAAAAUCAAAGUGAUAUGACUUAAAUUUUGUAUUCAGCAAGGGAAAACACAUAAAUAGACCCCCUUUUAGGUUGCCUUAGAUAUUAUAAUAGCUUAUCAGGCAAAAUCGCUUUCUGAUUUUUAUUUUUUUAAAUUCAAGAAUAUAUUUUUUUUCUCACAAGAAAAAUCACUGUGUGUAGUUCUGCAGGAUUACAUUAUUUGUUCUAGAAAUUUUUUUAACAUGUUUGUGACUGACAGCCGGGCAUCACAUACAUAGGAUUUUUACAGGAUUUUGAGACUCCCCACACUCUGAAGAUACUGGUCAAAGGUACUUCAAAAUUUUGAAAUAAAAUAAAAAUUUUAAAAGAGGUCUAUUAAAUUUAAAUAGCCAGUGCGAUCAAGAACUGUUUUGUUUGUUUUUGUCUUUUUGUAUUCGAUCAAAUGUAUUUUUAUCAUUCUAUAAAUACAGAAAUGCCAAAUAUAGUGUUGAGACAAAUUAUGAAUGAAGUAGGUAAAUUAAACAAAUGUGUUUAUUUAUUUGAGUUUUGUCUUAUGUUGCUUUAUUGUAAGAAAAAAAAAUUAAAUAAAAAUAAAGUUAAAUUUGUACAAAUAAUUCAAAGACUUCAAAGUUUUUUUUUUUUUAGUUUUUUUGAAUGAGAAAAGAAAACUAUAUACAUCCACCAUAAAGUAUGCAAUGUAAAGGUACAUAACGAAUGAAAAAUAUGUAUGGUCUAAAUAUAUGUCUUGUCUAAAUAUGUCUUUGUUCUGUCAUUAUAAAAUAUACUGUAAUAAAUGACCUAAUAAUCA
Clarias gariepinus (North African catfish) is the source of this 3551-nucleotide messenger RNA. It is a transcript of the gene plpp1b, whose product is annotated as phospholipid phosphatase 1. The transcript has 6 exons. Gene Ontology annotation, molecular function: phosphatidate phosphatase activity. The record is from RefSeq and is a predicted model, not a curated record. Gene Ontology annotation, biological process: phospholipid metabolic process; phospholipid dephosphorylation; signal transduction. NCBI's taxonomy places the organism in Eukaryota, Metazoa, Chordata, Actinopteri, Siluriformes, Clariidae. The coding region runs from base 735 to 1568 and encodes 277 amino acids.